UUUCAGGUGAGCAUGCGCGCGGGUUUCGCUUGCCAUAGCAACCAGGGCUGGAGACGGUAGCAACUGGAAUCCUAACAAUGGCGGGGUGCUCAUUUGAAGAGUGAUCUGCAUAAUUAAUGCAAAUUAAUCAUAAUCUAAGAAUUGUCUGAAUAUCGGAAGUCACCUUCAAUAGAAUGGCAAAAGCAACAACUAUCAAGGAAGCUCUAGCCAAAUGGGAAGAAAAAACUACUCAGAAGCCAUCGGAGGCCAAGGAAGUGAAACUCUAUGCUCAGGUUCCCCCUAUAGAAAAGAUGGAUGCUUCUCUUUCCACUCUUGUUAGCUGCGAAAAACUCUCUUUAUCUACAAACUGCAUUGAAAAAAUUGCCAACUUAAAUGGGCUAAAAAACUUGAGGAUAUUGUCACUGGGAAGGAACAACAUAAAAAAUCUGAAUGGGCUGCAGAGUUUGUGAGGUUGGCAGAGUUGCCGUUACUGGAGGACCUGGUGUUUGUAGGCAAUCCACUGGAAGAGAAAUACUCUGCUGAUUCACAGAGUGCCUGGGUUGAGGAGGCAACCAAGCGAGUGCCCAAACUGAAGAAACUCGAUGGUAUCCCAGUUAUAAAACAGGAAGAAGCGGAAGAAGGAGAAAACUAGCACCUUUUCUUUCACAUUAAAUUAUUGAUGUAUCUCCAGCACUAUAUAGGAUGUGAUGCUUUUGUAUAAAUAUGUCUUUAAAGGAAAAUUUAGGCAACAUUUUAACUGAUUCAUCUCCAUGUUCUUCUCACCCAAAGAAUUCUUACUUUUUUAUUAUGAAUGUUUACUUUUUAUUUAAUACCUGGAGGGUUGUUUUUUUUUUGCAAGUGUAUGGUUUUUUUUUAAAAGAGCAGAUUUCUAUAAAGCACGUGUUAAAUAGUUUUCUCUAAUCUUUUGAGAAAUGGCAGAUGGGUUCUAUAUGGUAUGGCUUUUUAAAAAAUAUCUUUCUUUUAAAGAAAGGCUUCAAAUAAUGGUAUGCUUUAACAUUUAUCAAGUGUCUCUUGUUUUUUCUCCUGAGUUAAUAUCCAGUAUUAGAUGAAAGAGUGAAGGCAGUUUUUUUGUUCUAAGUGAAAUAUUUCUCUCCUCCUUUGGUUUAAUAUGCUGACUGAAUUUUCCUACUUUGUUUUAAGGAACAUGAAACUCUUAAGAAAAGGUUUUGUAGUGAUUAUAUGUUGCAGAAUGGCUAAAGUCCUUUAUUAUUUUGGAAUCUGAGUAAUCUGAGAAGAGAAAGCAUCUGUCGAAAGAAGCUGAAACAUAACAAGUCAUUCAAAACGAAGACAUUUUAAUAACUGAUAAAUGACAGCUGAAGAAAUGACAAGAAAGAAAGAAGAGAAAAGCAAUAAUGCUGUAGGAUAUAUAGGACAUGUGUUCCAAUGCAGUUUGUUUUUAUUUUUUUUGUAAAGAAGUUUAUAAGUCUUCUCACUUUGUGAAAGCCUUCUCCAUCCCUAAAAUUUUUCACUGACAUGACUGGAUAUUUUAGUCAUUCCUAAAGAUGGAAAGGAGAGAAAUAAAGUAAGGUGUUACUAUUUUGCUGAAGGUAAAAUUUAAUUUUAUAAGGCUUGCGGCAGUUUUUCUCUGCUAUUUUUUUUCUACUUAAAAGUAUUGGCUCUGACAAUCCAUUUCUCUGUUAAAAGAUGACAGGCAUUCAAAAAAGGGAUGGCACUGAAACACUCUGCAUAGUUAUAUGGGAAUAAACACUAUUUUACACAAACGCUGAGCCUUUGCUCAGGAAUACUUAUUCUUUAGCCUUUGGAUUUAUCCUAAUCAUUUAAAUGUAGCAGUUGGUUAAUUUGAUUACCCCUGUGGUUCUACUCUGUCUCAAAUCUAUGUGUUUAUGAGGUAUUAAGACAGUUAUUACUCUGAAAGAAUUUUGUGGCUCAGUUUUUUUUCAAGAGGAGAGUUCCUUACUAUUUUAGGCUUGGUUACUUCAAAGAGCAAUCCUCUAAAAUAUUUCACAAACUUUCAUCUGAGGUUCAGUGGAAUUGUUCUUGCACAUCCACAGAUUGGAUUUUUUUUAAAAAAAAACUUUCAGAUAAUUUGAUGUUUACUUUCAUUCUAUUUAUAUUUAAUCUUAGUUGUUUCUGUUAAUCAAUCCAUGUAGAUGCAUCAUUUUUAAGAAAGGUGUUUAUGUGUUAGGUUUAGUGCUUGGCAUUGUUUUUCCUCAUAUAUUCUGAUUAGUAUCUUUCUUGUUGUCUUCACAUUAGGCCAGGUGUAGGUAAUCUUUUGUUGGCCAGGAGCCCAGCUGAAUACUGGGGAAGAGGCUGCAAAAUGAAUGGAAUAUUUCUCAUGUGAGCAGAAUUAUGUUUAGGGUUACAGAGUAGAGUACUAGAUUUGAAAGGCAGCUAUGAACUGAAUAAACAGAUGGUUUAGGGCUUAUGCUACUGUACAGGUGACAUCUUUUCUUAUUUCAACAAAUGGGAAAUGAUGCUAUCAAUUUUCAGCAAUCAUGACAAGCUUUAAGAAACUUUAGAGCUAUAAAAAAGGGCCAGAUUUCACGAUGACCUUAGAGAUUACAAUAAGGCAAUGUCUGUUUGGAUGCAGUAGAGGUUACUUCUGAGUAAACAUGCAUAGGAUUACACUGCUCGCAGCUGAGGAAGCUUAUGAACAGAUACAUGAUGAUGGUUCUUGAUGUAUAACUUUUUCUUUUAACAGUUUAAAUUAAGGCACUGUCUAUAUAAGGCAUUGUGUUUCUAGACCAGUCAUGAUUGUCAUUUAUGUUCAUCAUCAUCUUUGCAUCUUAGCAAUUGAUUUUUCUCUUGGUACCUGUGAGGCAGGAGAAACUGGUAAAUUAAUGAAGACUUAUGUACAAAAAUUGGAGCUGCAAACAUUGGGACAGUUGCUGGAUGACAAUAAGCAGUCACAGUAUUGUGUAUUUCUUUCCUGCCAUCUACUGGACAUCCAGAGUUUUGCAGCCUGAGUAACCUUUAACUGGGAAAAAACAGUACCAUAAAGCAAAACUCAAAAGUACUUCAAGUUGGCUAACUUAAGAAAUUCCUCCAAAAUCUGGGAUCCAUAACUCUUGUGGAAUGGAUAUUUGACACAUUUUAUAAAACGUUUUAUGACCCAAACAUUAUUCUAAAGCACCUUAUGGCGUAAUACAAAAUGUCGUAAAACAUUUCUGGUCUUGAUGUUUGACUGUGCUAUACAGGUUCAGCAUGGGCUGUUUUUAAGGCAGAAACAUCUCUGAAUGUAUCCCAGCUUUUCCAGUGAAGGCAGUGCAUUAGAAGCUCUGUCAUUGUUGAAGACAUUGAGAAAUCUGGUAAGGAAAUUUCUCUGAAGGGAUGACAACCACAGGCCAUGGGUUGCCUAUGGAUUGGUUAUUAUGGUAUGGGUUUAAGAGGCUGGUUCUCUGCAAGGACUUGCUUUUGAAGCAUUUAGUGCUUGGAAUUAAGAUAAAGUCAGGGUUCUUGCUAAUGAGUCAAAUGUCCAGUCACCUGCAGGGGAUCUGGUAGGCAGGCAGCUCUAGAUACUGAAGUGGUUCUUGGCGUCCCUCAAAUGGUCAAUGCGUUUGAAGGGGAAAGUCAGCAAAAUGUUUUCACUAGCAAUUUUUGUGGAAUUUGGUUUGAAUUCAGCUUAGCGUUCUCUUUGAUGCUGAUGGUAUAGUUAGUAUAUUGCCCAUGCAAGUAAUGUCAUAAUCUUAAUAAUAGAAAUCUCGAUACUUUUAAGUUAUUUUUUUCCCUCUUGAAAAAAGUUCUUCAGAGAGAGUUCUGUCAUUUCACCUACUUCUUGCCAUUUGGGAUCCCUCACGUAUUCUGUCAGUUGUGUGCAUUUGUAUCCGGGAAGUAAGAUAAAACACAUUUCCUGGCAAGGAAAUAUCUAAAAUGAACAAGGCCAGUAACUAGGAAUUAAUCUAUAAUUUUCUCAUGUCAUGAGAAACAAAAUUGUUAUAGGUUUUUUUUUUACAACCACUUUAUAAUACUUUUUUGAAGUGUGAUGGGAUAUCUAAUUUUAGAAGUGGGUAAUAGUAAUAUGACAGCACAUCUUUCUUUAGCAAAUAGUAUCUUAGUAAAGAAUUAGUGCCUUUCUUAAAGAAACCUAUUGCUAAGCUAUUAUCGGCACUGGUGUCUCUUUUAGGAGUUAGAUGGAAAUCCUUUACUUUAUCCAGCAUUAUUGUUGUUGUUGUUGUUGCUUGGCUUCCAACUAUACUUCUUGUGCCCUUUGUGUCAGUUGGAUUGCUGACAUAAUCCUAAUAUCAUUUACCAGAACAUUUAGAGAAAACUCAAAAUAAAAAUUUAAAUGGAGGAAAAUGAGGUGUUUGACAAUUGAACUGUUCUGUCUCUUGCAGAAUGAUCAUGGAUGAUCAACAGGCAUAAUUUUUUAAAAGAAUUAACAGGCCUUUUCAUAUUAAAUAAAGAAUUCAGAUAUAUUUAUAAGUUUAUUUUUGGUAUGCUGAUAGAAAAAUGUGAUCCUGUGACAAGUGUUGCUUUAGUGAUUAGCUCAAUUUCCUGUUUCAUUCAGCCAGUACUAAUUGUAAUGCUUGCUUGUAUAGAAGUUAGCUCAAUUUUAUAUUUUUUAAGAACACUGAAUUGCACUGGUGUCUUCAGACCCAUAAACAAACUCAUGGGUUUGCUGCGGUAGGGAAAAGGAGGAGCAAAGGGAAUAUUUUUGGAUUUUCAAAAUUGUACGGCUGGCAAGAGCUUGAUGAAAUAGAUGUAUAUUCCAUUUAUAUAUAUUCAGUAUACAACAGAUUGUACAGUGCUGCACUGGACUGCAGUAUAAGAUGUGAUUCAUAAAUAAAAAAAGCAGUGAUGCUUGUGGGAAAACCUUUUAACAGUGCCUAAAUUUCCAAGGAACUGUAUAAUUAGAAGGCUUUCACCAUGAUAAUGUGUACAAGUAUAAUAAAAGUUUUAAUCAAUGAUAAUAGGGCUUCUUUCAGAAGCUAUAUUAUCAGAAGGAAAGUGAGGCUUAAGAGUUGGAAUUUGAAAUGGAAUGAUUUAUCUUUAAAGAUAUGAAUUACAAUGAAAUCUACUACCAAACCAUUUCAGUACCAUUUCUUCCACAACCUAGAAGGUGCAGGUUACUCAAAGGAGCUCCUAGGAGCCUAGGUAAAAAAUAGGGUUAGUGACUGCAGAGUCUUUGCCACACAUCUUUCAAUUUUAGUCUUCUUGAAGGCUGUUCUUGAAGGCUACACCAAAUCUUGCCGUGAAAGAUGCUUCUAUAGCACGUUAUCUUUAUUUCGCUAAAUGAUGGAUAGAUGGCUCAGCAUGACCUGGAGUGUCCUUUCCAAAUUGCAUAUAUAAGACUUUCUUUUUUAAUAACAAAGCAACAUUUUUUGUUGCAAAAAGCAAUUGGUAUAAUGAAAUUUUUAUCUACCAAGUAAUGUUAGAAGAUGGAAUGGGCAUGAGGUGAGCAUUGGGUUGAUAUGGCAUUACAGUAAGAUUGUUCCAAAUAAUGUACUCCUGACAUUGUUGAAAUGGAUUAGAGUUUGUAGUGCAAAACAGAAAUCCAAUUGCUAAAAUGAGGAGUGUUUCUUUUUUUAAAAAAUGCACUUUAAAAUUAUGCACUGGAUGCUGAUGGAAAGUAAUGCAAAUGGCUGUGUUAUGAUAUGUGGGUUAUGCAGAGAAAGCUUCUUGGCAGAGCAACAAAUAAAAAGGACUUUCUUGUAAUUGCUCUGAGGAGCUGUUAUGGUUUGCCACCUCCCUGGAAAUUAUUUAGUCUAAUAUAUGGAUUAUGGGUGAAAUAAAUAUCCAUGUAAAAACAUGACAGCAGUGUUGAAUCCUGCUGUCCACACUGGAAAUUGGGUGGCUUAUGUUAACCUUAUUUAAUGGCAUUUUAAUAAAUUUAAUGCAUACUAAUAAAUUGAGGUGUCAACUUGCAUUUCAGUCUCUCUGGCUGCAAACAGACACAACAUUAUUUAUGCAAAGAUGUCGAAGGACAUUUAAAGCAGGCAGCUCUCAUUUGUGAAUCUCUAGUUUUGGUAGAAAUUUAGGCUUCUUAAACAAACUCCAAGUUGGAGAGCAAUUUUCAAGCAAUUACUGUAGCAUGCUAACUCCUUUUUAAAAGUAGAAUAUAAUUUUGUAGCACCAUCAUAUUGUCUGACAUUAUUAUAAAGUUAUUUAGAUCUGUUUUAAGUCAUUUUGUGAAACUUGCUCAUAGUAGUAAUAAAUGUUUUAUACAAAGGACA
Thamnophis sirtalis is the source of this 6134-nucleotide messenger RNA. The record is from RefSeq and is a predicted model, not a curated record. NCBI's taxonomy places the organism in Eukaryota, Metazoa, Chordata, Lepidosauria, Squamata, Natricidae.